Dendroctonus ponderosae (mountain pine beetle) is the source of this 994-nucleotide messenger RNA. Its product is annotated as homeobox protein Hox-A4. The transcript is spliced from 3 exons. Gene Ontology annotation, biological process: regulation of transcription by RNA polymerase II. Gene Ontology annotation, molecular function: RNA polymerase II cis-regulatory region sequence-specific DNA binding; DNA-binding transcription factor activity, RNA polymerase II-specific. Bases 1 to 957 code for a protein of 318 amino acids. Lineage: Eukaryota; Metazoa; Arthropoda; Insecta; Coleoptera; Curculionidae. Gene Ontology annotation, cellular component: nucleus. The record is from RefSeq and is a predicted model, not a curated record.
AUGAGUAAGUCUUCGCAUUCCGAUAACGGCAGCCCAAUCCAUUCAUUUCCGAUGAUACCAAAGGAAUAUGAACAACAUAAUACUCAAGAAGAAUAUACUGCUCAAAGGCAAUAUUUUGCUCAAGAGCAAUAUAUUGCUGCACAGCAGUCGUAUCAGCUGAGAAAUUCGAAUUACCUCUAUACUUUUCCAAAUCAGCAUCAUCAAGUGGCGAACCAGAACAAUUUUCAAAUGCGACACAAUCCUGUGAUGCCCCAACAACCCCGAAACUAUCCAUUCGAAAAUCAGAUGAUGGCAUAUGCACCAAGACAAAACGAGCAGUUACCUUAUGAAGUUCUUCCAAUAGUACCUCCACCUAGCAAUAAUGCUGACAAGCCAAAAUCAGCUGCUGUUAAAAGAGUAAGAACUCAGUAUACCUCGGAGCAACUGAUGCAAUUGGAAGGUGAAUUUGAUAAGGGCAAUUACCUGAACCGGACCAGUCGGAUUAGACUAUCACAAGAGUUAAAGCUAACUGAAAAGCAAAUAAAAGUUUGGUUUCAAAACCGCAGAAUGAAAAACAAGAAAGAAAAUUCAGCUCUAGGCGAUCGUAACGUUUCCAGCAGUCAUAGCUUCUAUAGAGGUAAUGGAGACAACAAUCCGUCCGCGGAAUAUCCAAACGGAUUUCAGGUUCCAAGCAAUAUGCAGUUAUGCCAGCAAUCGCCUUCCACAAAUAAUACCGCAUGUUCGCCCAAUUUAGCAUUUCAAGAGUCCAUUUCUACUUCCACACAUGAAUCUUUAAGCCCGUCCGAUCUGAACAUGCCCCAACCUAUUAGAGAGACAGUACACCAACUAGAUAUUCCGACAAUUCUGCUUGACGACAGCUUUAGUAUUUUAACUCUCGUUCGAAGUCAAAUUUGUGACAAUCGAGAACAAUCAUGUUCUGAUUCGUCACCGAAUUCCAAUGAACUUUUGACUUUGUAGAGUUUAUAUAGGGUGAUUCACGAUUGGCGUGAUUCCU